Molecule: messenger RNA, 5193 nt
Organism: Diceros bicornis minor
Lineage: Eukaryota; Metazoa; Chordata; Mammalia; Perissodactyla; Rhinocerotidae
Gene: MSANTD1
Product: Myb/SANT DNA binding domain containing 1
Exons: 3
Coding region: 2134-2904 (256 amino acids)
Biological process (GO): positive regulation of DNA-templated transcription
Cellular component (GO): nuclear body
Source: RefSeq, a predicted model, not a curated record
UUAGGUGGCGCUUUCUCUCUGCAGUCCCCACGGGCUCCACCGCUGUGGUCUCUUGCCCCCGCUAACACUCAUGCUGAAGUCCACUGGCCAGCCCUGGUGGGCCCACCUUUGUUGCCACACACUCCCCCGACACCCAUCACAGUCGCACCGCCUCUCACAUGCUCUGGGCCGUCCUGUCUCGCUGCCUCUGCUGGCUGGUCCUUCCCGCAGCGCCUUUCUGCCUUCUCUGGUGAGCCGGGCCGGUUCCUCCUGUCUGUCUCGGUGCAGAGCUCACCUUUGUCUUACGGUGCCCCCCCACCCAGCCACUGCCAGAGGACAGCGUCCAUGUCCACUGGCCCCGGCCCUCGAAAUUGGGAUGAGCCUCAGUAAGGCCUGCCAGAGGCCCACUGAGGGAGGGUGAAGGUCCCACAGCCCAAGACCCCAGCCAGUGCCAGCAGCUAGCUUGUCCAGGGUUGGCGGUAGGAGCCUUCACCAAGGCACGUGGCAGUUUGCAUUGGCCCAUGUGUGCCCCACCCAGGACUGUGGGCAGAGGAGAGUGACAGGUGUCCUUCACAGGGAGCCUGCCACCAGGUGCUCGUUCUCGAGGCGGCACAGUGUGUGGUCAUACCCAGCUCCGGGCCAGCCUGCCUGGGUUCAAAGUCUAGCCUGGCCCCUUGUCCACAGGGUGACCUCACCUCAGGCUUUUCAUCUGUGAAAUGGGAAUAACAACAGUGCCAGCCUCCCUCACAAGAGUGCCGUGAGGAUGGAAGUAGAAGUCACAUGUCUACGGUGCUUAAAACAGCGCCCAGCAUUCAGAGAGUGCUCAAAUUCUUAUUACUAUCCGUUUUGAAAGUGUUCCUAACCCAGGGUCGCACAGCUGGAAGAUAGAAAAUAAAACAAGCUGGCUCAAGGUAGGUCCAAUUGGCAGGAGGGAAAAAGGAAGCAAGGACCAAAGUGGAGUAAAGUGGAGUAGGAAGACUUCAGAGAGGAGAUGAUACCAGAAUAGUGUUUUGAAGAAUGAAUAGGAGUUUGCCAGUAAAUCCAAAGGCAAAGUCUAGUGAUCUACUGGGAAGGGAGGGGGGUUCCUUAAGAUUGGUCCCUUCACUUCUUUUCAUUUCUUUCUUUCUGGGCACUUCUUUCUUUCUCAGCAAGCCUUUACCAAACCCUUUCUUGUGGGGCACUGGAAAUACAAGGAGCUCCCUGCCCUGCCAGGUGGAGGAAGCAGGUCUGAGGACAGACGGUGCUGAUGUAGGGCGGUCAGGGCUGUGGUGGGGCUGCCCAGGGCGGGAGGGACACACACACUGCUCCCAGCUGCUCUCUGGCCUUAAGAACUGUCCUCACACCUCAGCCCACCCUGCUGGCAACCAGUCCCACUGCAAGGAGGGGAGCUGGUGGACGGUGGCAGAGCCAGGGGUCUGAUCAGGGGGCUGGAGCUCCACUCUCACCCAUGGCGGUUUAUACACUUAGGUGUCCUGUCAUAAAAUGUGAGCGUGUUGGCCAGGGGACGCUGUGCAGGGGGCACCACCAGUGGUGUGUUGGCCUGCAUAUGUCACUGUGGGUAUCUUCCUGUGUCUGCCUCCCCUCUCUGUGUCAUCUCUGCCCCUCUCUCUGCUGUCUGUCCAUCUCUCCUCCUCUCUCAGUCUCUCCGUCCUCCUCUGCCUUGGGCUCCCUGUCUUGGGCUCUCCCUGGGCCCCAGCCUGUGUGAACCAGGGUGGAGCUGACAAGGGGGCUGUGGCCUGGAUCCCACCCUUCUAGAGCUGGUCAGCCCAGGGUAGGCACCUCGCUCUGCGUGGCCUGGACCGAUGUGGCCGAGCCGCGGGGCUGAGGUGGGAGGCAGGACCGGGAGCCUAGGCCGCCUGUUUGGGCCUGGCUCACUUGCUGCAAUAUUGAUGGGCCGUCAGGACGGCCCUGAUUCCUGCGCUUUCAGUUAAAAGGUUUCUGUUGUGGUAGCUUAUGCAGUUGCUCUGUUGCUAUGGAAACGUGACAUCAAAAUGACGUUUCCCGUUUAAAAGCUUUUAACUAAAUUCCUGCCUGUCAGAUGUAGGCCCCAUUUUGAGCGCGGAGCUGCCUUCCUGGAGCAGGGCUCCCUCCAGCCCACGGCGCACAGGCGGCCUCGCCUGAGCGCGCCUCUUUAACCCCGCAGGUGCCUCCAGCAUGGCGGCCGCCGAAGUGCCCGGCUACCUUGUGUCUCCUCAGACGGAGAAGCACCGGCGGGCCCGCAACUGGACCGACGCCGAGAUGCGCGGCCUCAUGCUCGUCUGGGAGGAGUUCUUCGACGAGCUGAAGCAGACCAAGCGCAACGCCAAGGUAUACGAGAAGAUGGCCAGUAAGCUGCUGGAGAUGACCGGCGAGCGCCGGCUGGGCGAGGAGAUCAAGAUCAAGAUCACCAACAUGACCUUCCAGUACAGGAAAUUAAAAUGCAUGACAGAUAGCGAGUCCGUCCCGCCCGACUGGCCCUAUUACCUAGCCAUUGAUAGGAUUCUGGCCAAGGUCCCCGAGUCCUGUGAUGGCAAACUGCCGGACGGCCAGCAGCCGGGGCCCUCCACGUCCCAGACCGAGGCGUCCCUGUCGCCGUCUGCUAAGUCCACCCCUCUGUACUUACCGUAUAACCAGUGCUCCUACGAAGGCCGCCUCCAGGACGAUCGCUCCGACAGCUCCUCCAGCUUACUGUCCCUUAAGUUCAGGUCGGACAAGCAGCCCGUGAAGAAGCGCAAGGUGCAGAGCUGCCACUUCCAGAAGAGGAAGCUGCGGCUGCUGGAGGCCAUGCUGGAGGAGCAGCGCAAGCUGAGCCGCGCCGUGGAGGAGACAUGCCGCGAGGUGCGCCGCGUGCUGGACCAGCAGCACAUCCUGCAGGUGCAGAGCCUGCAGCUGCAGGAGCGCAUGAUGAGCCUGCUCGAGAAGAUCAUCGCCAAGUCCAACGUCUAGGCCGCCGGGCGGGCCUCCAGGGCCCGGGCUGACCGGCGACGUGACGCAGGCCUGCCCGGGCCCCGCUCAGCGUGCUGGCCCAGCCCAGGCCUGGCCGGGUUCCGGAGGAAGGGCGGCCUCCUUCCUGGCCCCUGGGGGGCUGCUCCUGCAUCAGGACUCCCUUCCAUGGGGCUUUCUGAGGACCUCAGGCCCUGGGAACCCAGGAGGCCCCAGUCUCCGGCAUUAAAGCCUUCCUCGGACACAGGGCCGGGGACUCCAGGGUCACUGCGGGUGAUGCCCCAGUGGGAACGUCCUCGAGUCUGCUCUCCAGUAUAGUCACUAUCGAUGACACUUGAAACGGCUUUUGAUAUUAAAUGUGUAAUUUUUCAUUACUUCCUGGAAGCGGAGUUCACUUUCACUGGCUAGGAGGGGAUGCACCAGGUUGGGCUAUUCCAGAAACAAAAACGGAUGGAAAUAGUUUAGUAGCAGGUUUGUGCCUAUGACAAAGUGUCUCCUAAAGGGGAGACAGACGUUUUCUCCCUCUCCAGGGUCUGCCACGUCCGCCCUGAGGUAACCUCCGACCCCGAGCAUCCCCAGAGAGCCCCUGCCUUCCAGCGGCCAUCUAUUCACGUCCCUGGAGCAUCGGGUGUUCCGACUGCCUCCUCAGCACCACCCUGCUCAUGUGCCCGCCCUGGUUGACUUCCCAGGCCAGGAUAUCGUGCUGAUGGGACAAAGGCCUGGCUUCGUGGGGCUUACACCCCAGCGAGGGAGACAAAUGAAUGAAUAGAGACAGAAAAUCACAGCAGGUUGUGAUGGGUUCUGGAAGGGAAGGGCCAGGCCGGCCUGGAGGACGAGGAGGGGUCAGACACUGCCGGGGAGGCUGGGCCGUGCAGUGCAGCCAGCAGAAGCCCCGGGAACAGUGCGGCACUCGGCCAGGCCGUGAAGGGCUGGCUCCCCAGGCCUGUGGGAGUGCUUCAGCCAGGAAGCUGUCGGCUGCCGCACACUGGAUCUGGAUCUGGAUUCACUGGGCGGGAGGGGCUGGAGGUGGCAGGGCCAGAGCUGCAAGAGAAAGCUCACCUCACUGCCCCCGCGCCAGCAGGAAAACCUUUCCAGAAGCUCCACUGAAUUCCUCCUGAGUCUCAUGGCUUCUUGGGCUCUUGGUCACUGGCUGCAAAGGAGGCUGGGCACAGGAGUGCCCGAUUCUCCCCUGGGACUAUCAAGUUGCUGCUCACACAGCAAGGUUCUGAGGAGAUGUGACGGGUGGGUUAGCAGCAGGUGACAUUUUUUGACUCACGCUCUAGAGAAGCUCCCUCUGGCUACUGCUGAGGAGACUGAUGGUGGGGAGUGGAAGCAGGGGUCCCACCAGGAGGCUGCCACGGUUCGGUCAUCCUGAUGUGAGAGCUGCCAGCUUGUCUGACCCUCCAGUGGCCCUUGAGGUCAGCCAGGCGGUAACCAGGGCUCCUCCAGGUGUCUGACCACCCAUGGUUGCCCAGGUGGUCACCCAGGUGGUGAGGAGGCCAGCCCCAGGCCCGCCUGCAGGGAGGGAGAGGCCGGGUGUUCUGUGAGCCAGAGGGCAGGCAGGACUCCCCUCCUCAGCCACAUGGGAGACCUCCCCGGGAUAUACGUGCUGUGGACUCGAAUCAUUUUGCUUUGGGACUGAAGGCAGUGGUGUGUCUGGUGAAUGUUUAACCGACUCUGCAGUGGUGGGACAGAGCCCUGAUGUGUGAACUUGCCCGUUUCCUUUUGUGAGUAUUCUCAUCAAAGCCAGUUUCAGCCAUCACCAUCAACAUGACGUCACUGAACCCGUAGUUGGGAAGAGAUGCCCACAGCCAGCCCCAGAACCCGCUGCAAAGGUGGGGACUUGGAGACGCCUCAUGUGGAAGACCUGGGCCUGGGGGCUUGCCCUGGGUCAUUUCUAGCUCAGGCACUCAUCUGCCUCUUAGACAAGAUGCCGUGCGUGUGACUUGUCAGGGCGGCCACACCCUGAAGCUCCCCCAGGAGGCGACAAAAUGAGACUGUAGAGCAGGGUUUUCACCUCAAACGUCUUUGCAUUCCUAGAAUCACAGUGAUAACGUAUUAGUGUUUCAGGAGCUGUGCGGUGUCAGUCACGAUAUGUUCUCUAGCAUGUCUGCAUUUGUAUUGGAGGUCAUUUGGUCAGUUUUCUUCCCCUUGCUCUCUUUGCCAGAGUUUGGGAUCAACGCUAUCUCUGCGUCCUCGUGUGACUUGGAGCCCGUGCCCUUCCUUGGGCUGGACAGACUCUUUGCCCAUCAGGCAGAACUCAGCGUAGAACCACCUGGAUGGCGCCCUUCA